GGACGCGGCAGCUGUUUGUGCAAAGCCUCUACGAAGCAGCCUUCAUUGAUCAGUCUAUGCUCCUCAACACAAGAUUUGACCUUCCCAAGCUCAAACACGAAAAGUAUGUCCACACUAAUAGACUUAAUCUUUAAGUAAUUUGUGUUUGUAACUCCAAAGUGUAACAGAGGUCCCGCCAAAUACCAAACAGUAGGCCUAUGAUUUCAAGAAAAGUGUUGUCUUUUUUGACAGGGAGAAGGAAAUGAUGACCAUCUACAUGUGUGCGACCAUGUGGCAUGAGAACCUUGAUGAGAUGAUGAAAAUGCUUAUCUCAAUGUUCAGGAUGGAUCAAUUCAGGCCCAAGAGAAAUGAAUUCAAAGAUGUGAGUUUCGAGUCUCACAUUUACUUCGAUGAUGCUUUUCAAGAUGGAGAAGAUGGAGAACAUGGAGAAGUUGGAGAAGAUGGAACAAUUGUGAAGAAGCGUUUCGUGAAUGAAUAUGCAGAAACCUUAGUGGAAGUGAUCAGAGAAGUAUACAUGUAA
Clupea harengus (Atlantic herring) is the source of this 520-nucleotide messenger RNA. RefSeq names its product chitin synthase chs-1-like. The coding region runs from base 242 to 520 and encodes 92 amino acids. The record is from RefSeq and is a predicted model, not a curated record. Gene Ontology annotation, biological process: chitin biosynthetic process. Gene Ontology annotation, molecular function: chitin synthase activity. The transcript has 2 exons. Gene Ontology annotation, cellular component: cell periphery; cell septum. Lineage: Eukaryota; Metazoa; Chordata; Actinopteri; Clupeiformes; Clupeidae.